GUUAAAUAUCGGUUCCAACCUCUACUUGGAAUCUAUUAAAAUUAUUGAUCACAUUAGAGAAUUAGUCGCAAACAAUAAGUAUUAUCUUGUCAAUAAUCAGGUUUCAUAUAUAGGAUUGACGAGAAAUCAAAAGAAAAUAAUUCAUCCAAAAUUCAGUGGUAUUCUUGGAGUCAGUCCAUCUUAUAAAAACCUACAUCGUAUUGUAUCCAACUUUCAGAAUAUGCCUAUUCCCGAUGAACCGAGUACUGUAUAUUACAGUGUAAUUUCUUUAACCGCUACAAGUUUCCGUAUGCAAGUGGAGACUGAAAAAAGAACACGAACUUUACUCGGUGUAUUUGGUCUUGUGGGCGGUGCUUGGGGUUUGUCUUCGGCAUUAUAUGCGACUCUAUUUGGCGUGGAUGCGAUUCGUCCUUGGGGUUGUUUGCAAACUGAUUGCGGAUUAAGACGUAGAACAUAUAAUAAAUUAAAAAGAAGAAUUCCAGUACUUCCAUUAAUCAAUUCCUCUUCCUCAAUGACGGAGUUAAAUUCUUAUUCUCCAGAUGUUAAAGAAUUACGUGAUCGAUUAAUUUCUCUUGAAAUUUUCUUAAAGGAAUAUGUUGUAGAUAUAAAUUAUUUGGAAAAAUCGGAGAAAACAGUUCAAAAUUAUACGAAUUUAAGAAAAUAUCUACAAAAUCAUCAACAACUUACAUGGAAAGAAAAAAUUCAUAUUACUUUUAAAAUUAUCGGAGCACUUAUAACCAUUCAUAGUAAAGACGCGAUUCAUAGGGAUUUGCAUUCUGGAAACAUAUUAUAUGCACAAUGUUGUGAUGAGUGGUACAUAAGUGAUCUCAGAUUUUCUGUUCCUGCUGAUAAGCCAUUAAAAUGCAUCUAUGGGAACCUUCCUUAUAUAGCUCUUGAAGUUAUUGCUGGAAAGGAAUAUACAAAAGCAUCUGAUAUUUAUAGUCUUGCAAUGCUUAUGUGGAAAAUUUCUUUUGGGAAAUCACCAUUUAAUGAAUAUGAAAAUGAUUAUGACUUCGCAACAAAUAUAGAAAAUGAAAUGAGACCAAAAAUAACGUCAGGUAUUCUUUUAGAAUAUAAAAACUUGAUGGAACAAUGUUGGAAUGCUGAUCCAUCACAAAGACUCAAUAUUAAAGCAAUUUAUAAUAAAAUACUUGGAAUGAACAAAUUAUAUUAUGAAUCAGAUGAAAAAAAAAAUUUUAUUAAAAAGUUCUUUAAGAACCUUAAUUUAUCUCAACAAAAAACCAAAAAAGCUACAAAAUAG
Funneliformis geosporum is the source of this 1261-nucleotide messenger RNA. Lineage: Eukaryota; Fungi; Glomeromycota; Glomeromycetes; Glomerales; Glomeraceae. The record is from the annotation of a GenBank genome assembly.